This is a messenger RNA of Sarcophilus harrisii (Tasmanian devil), 1614 nucleotides long. It is a transcript of the gene KRT23, whose product is annotated as keratin 23. Bases 86 to 1366 code for a protein of 426 amino acids. NCBI's taxonomy places the organism in Eukaryota, Metazoa, Chordata, Mammalia, Dasyuromorphia, Dasyuridae. The transcript has 8 exons. Gene Ontology annotation, molecular function: structural molecule activity. The record is from RefSeq and is a predicted model, not a curated record.
GGGCCCAGGCAGCUGGAGGCAGUUCAGUUAGGCAGGUGCCAGUGGAAAGGAAGAGCCCAGUGCUAUACUUCUGACCGAUGGGAGCAUGAACUCCAGCCAAAAUCCCUUCCAGUCCCCUUCGGGUGCCUUCAAGGGCUCAGGCUAUGGCUGGGCCAGAUCUGGGAUCUUUCCCAGGGCACCCAGUGUCCAUGGAGGUGCAGGAGGUGUGAGAGUCUCAAUCUCCUCUGCUACAUCUUUCUGCUCAUCCCCUGGAGCUGGGGGCUAUGGAGGGGGCUUCAGUGGAAAUCAAGGAGGCAGCAUUCUCAUGGGUGGGAAUGAAAAGCAGACAAUGCAGAAUCUAAAUGAUCGCCUGGCCUCUUAUCUGGAGAAAGUACGCUCCCUGGAAGCAGCCAAUGUAAAACUUGAAAAUCGCAUUCUAGAAUGGCAUAAGAAAAGAGACCUGGACAUGAAGCAAGAUUACUCUCAAUAUGAGGAAAAUAUCAGCAACCUGCAAGAACAGAUUAUGGAUGGGAAGCUGGCAAAUGCUAAAAUUCUCCUUCAUAUUGACAAUGCCAGGAUGGCAGUGGAUGAUUUCAGCCUUAAGUAUGAAAAUGAAUUGUCCUUCAAAAAAGACCUGGAAAUAGAAGUGGAGGCAUUUCGGAAGAUCCUGGAUGACCUAACAAUAAUCACGACUGAUCUGGAAAUGGAAGUGGAGGGCAUGAGGAAGGAGCUUAUUCUCAUGAAGAAACAUCAUGAGGAGGAAAUGAGCAAACAGCACAUGGCAGAUGACAUCAAGGUUAAUGUGAGUGUGAACUCAACCCCAAGAGAAGAUCUGAUUAAGAUCCUAGAGGAUAUGAGGCAAGAAUAUGAGUUGAUAAUUAAGAAUAAGCAUCAAGACUUGGACAAGUGGUACAAAGAACAGUCAGAAUCCAUUUCUCAGGAGUUGGAAAGCAGAACAGCCUCUGUGCAGAGCAACAAGAACAAUAUCCAUGAAUUGAGACGUACCUUCCAGGCCCUGGAGAUUGAUCUUCAAACCCAAAAGAAUAAAAAAUGUGCCCUGGAGGUCAUGUUGGCAGACACUCAGUCCCGCUACUCCUGCCAGCUCCAGGACAUGCAGCAGAUCAUCUCCCAUUAUGAGGAGGAGCUGAUGCAACUCCGCCAUGACCUAGAACGCCAGAAUAAUGAAUAUAAGAUCCUGCUGGGCAUCAAGAAUCACCUGGAGAACGAGAUUGCCACUUACCACAACCUCAUGGAGGGCGAGGACAAAGGAAAAACAGAAGACUACAAGUCAGAGUUGAAAGCUCCAAAAAUCAAGGCCAUAAUGCAAGAGACUGUGAAUGGAAAAGUCACUUUUCUGAAAGUCAAUCAGAUUCAGAAACCUAAAUGAAGCAUAUAAAAGUUUUUGCCAAUUGUAAAUAUCUUUCCCAUGACCUAAACUACUUAUGAAAGUAUUAUAUAUGUUGCAUUCAGAAUUAUUAAUGUAUCAAGUUUCAGAACUCACUUUUUUCUUCAAAACAUGACUAUUUUCUUACUGUCCUUGCCAAAUGAAUGCAAAAAUUAUCUCUUAUUAUCAACUUUAGAUUAUUUUCAUUUUGGAUCUUGGUUUUCAAUAAAGCUUUAUUCAAUUGUGAUGUA